This is a messenger RNA of Pistacia vera, 597 nucleotides long. RefSeq lists its product as uncharacterized. The transcript has a single exon. The record is from RefSeq and is a predicted model, not a curated record. NCBI's taxonomy places the organism in Eukaryota, Viridiplantae, Streptophyta, Magnoliopsida, Sapindales, Anacardiaceae. The coding region runs from base 1 to 597 and encodes 198 amino acids.
AUGUCUGAAUACAACCAAAACAUCGAACCAAUGAAACUUGUGGCUGUAAUAAUAGAGAUAGGGAAAGUUGUCAGAUGGCCCAUGAAUUUACCACACGUUAAGGCCAAGCGAGAUACCACUAAGUGGUGUGAAUACCAUGGAGACCAUGACCAUGUCACUGCCGAUUGUAUCGCCCUCUAUCUUGAGAUAGUAAAGCUACUGAAGAAAGGCCAUCUCCACGACUUCCUAACGGACAAAGGGAAAAACACCUUGGAAAACAAGGAUCACCAGAUUACACCUCAAAAAAAAGCACAGCCAGCAAAUGGGUUGUGUAAUGUGAUCUCAGGUGGAUCAGAAGUAAGCAGUGUAAGCUACUCCUUGGCCAAGUGUCAUGCCAAAGCCGUAGCUGACCCAAAGGUCCAAUCCUCUGGGCCACACUUGCAGAAGGCAACCGAUCUAACCAUUGAGUUCAUUGACAAUGAAAUGGUGAUGCUCUUAAACCCCCACCAUGAUGCUCUAGUUAUCACCCUUCAUAUAGCAAACUUCCUUGUCAAGAGGAUCCUUGUAGACCCCAGCUCAUUCGCGAAAUCCUAUUCCUCAAGGCACUCAAAGUCAUAA